Messenger RNA from Zasmidium cellare ATCC 36951, 1692 nucleotides. RefSeq lists its product as uncharacterized. Gene Ontology annotation, biological process: proteolysis. The transcript is spliced from 4 exons. Gene Ontology annotation, molecular function: serine-type carboxypeptidase activity. Bases 1 to 1692 code for a protein of 563 amino acids. NCBI's taxonomy places the organism in Eukaryota, Fungi, Ascomycota, Dothideomycetes, Mycosphaerellales, Mycosphaerellaceae. Gene Ontology annotation, cellular component: fungal-type vacuole. The record is from RefSeq and is a predicted model, not a curated record.
AUGGCAUUCGCACCAGACAAAUGCACCGCAAGAUGGGCGUCUUAUGCCUUUCUCCUGACGAUAUCUACCUCGACGGCCAAUUCCCAACCCGUGCGAAAGGCCGAAGAUCUACAACACACUAAAGGCUACCUCGACAUCCCCGUUCGCUACAAAGAAGUUCCAGAAGGCAUCUGCGAGCUCACAUCAGGACUCAAAUCAUUCAGUGGCUACGUCGACGUCGAGGACAAUCAACAUAUCUUCUGCACGCUGUUUGAAGCACGAGAACGUGAUCCUGGAGAAGCGCCUCUCACUGUCUGGCUCAGCGGCGGGCCAGGUGGAUCUAGCAUGGAUGGUAGGGAGGAGAUUGGGCCUUGUGGAGUUGAUUUCGAGGGGAAUCUGUACAGUCGUUCCUAUUCUUGGAGUAAUGCAUCCAACCUUCUCCUGAUAGACCAGCCCGUCGGGGUUGGCUUCUCCUACACCGAACCUCUGGAAGACGAAGCGAUCACUCCAAAUUCCACGUCUUCGGCAGCUCCAGCCUUUUGGAAGACAUUGCAAGGCUGGAUGGGGGCCUUCCCUCAGUAUUCAAGAUCUGGCCUUAACAUUGCUACGGUGAGCUAUGGGGGACACUAUGGUCCUAUCUUCGCGCAAUAUAUUGAGAGGCAGAAUGACAGGAUUGCCGCCGGAGAGCUACAAGGCGCCCAUGCUAUCAAUCUCACGAGUCUAUUGGUCGGCAAUGGAUGGAUCGAUCCAACUCUCCACGCUAUAUCCUGGUACAACUACACCGUGUCUCCCGGGAACACAUAUGACCUCUCACUCAUCAACCCUUCCCCUGCUGAGAAGCUUCGCGAAGGGAUCUUCGGGCCUGGACAAUGCCUUGACCAACUGAAAGAGUGCAACACACUCCAGACGGACUACAUCUGCAGCUCGGCAACAAUAUUCUGCGGUGAAGUCCAAGACAUACCCCCUAGUAUGUCCGGACGGCACGACAUGGACAUCCGAUACCUCAACCCUGAUCCCUUCCCGCCAACCUUUUAUGUUGACUUCUUGGCUCAGGAUUGGGUCCGUCGGGCACUUGGGGCAGAGGUCGAGUACACGGACUACUCCUUUUUCGUGGAAGGUCAAUUUGACGAAACAGGAGAUGAUUCUCGAGAGUUAGGUAUCAAGGAUGCACUUCGGGAUCUGAACAGGCGUGGAGUCAACGUCGCUCUCUAUUAUGGAGAUGCUGAUUACAUGGUCAACUGGAUGGGAGGAGAAGCCGUCGCUACAGCUCUUGAGAUUCCUGGAUUCUCUUCAGCAGGAUACCAAGACAUCACCACCUCAGACGGCGUAGUCCACGGCCAAGUCGAGCAAAGUGGUAACUUCGCUUUCGUGCGUAUCUACGAGGCAGGACAUUCAGCGACGUGGUAUCAGCCCUUACUCGCGCAGACGAUGUUCGAGCGGACUAUUCAAGGACUUGACAUCUCCACGGGCACGCAGCGAUCAGUGGCAGAGUACAAAUCGAUAGGCCAGCCAAGGAGUACUUUUCAUGAAGGGAGUGGCACCGUCAUCGACCAUGUCCUCUCCAAGAAUGCUACUUACGAACAUACGACAAAUCGACCGGAAGAGGAGCACUUGCCGCUUCCACACUCUGGGGAGAAGCGAGAGACAAUUCCAAGCAUGGUCGGAAUCUUGAUCAUUGCACUUUUCUGUAUGUUCUCCCAACAGCUUGUCUGA